UUUGCCUCCUCCAAGAUGGCCGGCAAUGGGCUGAUAGUGGAGGGCAGAGUGAGUUUGCUGAGUUUCUUGCUCGGGGUGUCGGUCAUCUGGCUGCCGUUCAUCACCAGCAGGUACACGGAGCCGGGGGAGACUCUGCUGGGCAGCCCGCCGGGGAGGAUAACGCUGCUCGUGUUUGUAGCCCUUGUGAACGGGAUCCUACUGCUGCUCUACCGGGCUCAUCUCUACCAGGUCGCCAUCCGAGCUGCCUUAUUAGGCUUUGCGUUUGGUUGUGGCUUAUUGGUGAGCAUCACCCAGUCACCAUGGAGGCACUUUGGGUGGUACAUGUGCUCGCUCUCAUUCUUCCACUACUCCGAAUAUUUAAUAACUGCGUUGAACAACCCUAAGAGCCUGUCUCUGGACUCCUUCCUGCUGAACCACAGUCUGGAAUAUACACUGGCCGCCAUCUCCUCCUGGGUAGAAUUCGCUAUAGAGCAAACCAUUUAUCCAGAAAUGAAGCAGAUCACGUGGCUGAGCGUCAUCGGGCUGUUCAUGGUUCUCUUCGGGGAGGCCCUGAGGAAAUCUGCCAUGCUCACAGCCGGAUCCAAUUUCAAUCACAUUGUACAAAAUGAGAAAUCUGAAACGCACACUCUGGUGACCAGUGGUGUUUACGCCUGGUUCAGGCACCCGUCCUAUGUAGGCUGGUUCUACUGGAGCAUUGGGACCCAGGUUCUGCUGUGUAAUCCAGUCUGCCUAUUUGGCUACACUCUGGCAUCCUGGAGGUUUUUUCGUGAGCGAGUCGAGGAGGAGGAAUUUUCGCUAAUUCACUUCUUUGGGCAGGAGUACGUAGAUUAUAAGAGGAAUGUUCCCACAGGCUUGCCGUUUAUAGGCGGAGUCAAGGUGGAGCCAUAAGGUGGCGGUACAGCACAUGGUGACGCACUUCCUGCACUGAGGAUUCACGUGGCAGCUUCUCUCCUAGAGACCAGCACAUGAGGCAGAGAACGAUUAGAAGCCGAACUUACAGUCCUUUUCUUUAAAUCGUGAGGAUUCAUUUAAGGGCUAUGAAGAUUCAGUCCACAUGGAGCAGAUUUAUUUUAUUUUUGGGAGGGGGGGUUCGAACUUUAAUGGUCUGAAUAGUCCUUUCUGGAAUCCUAUAUAAUACAGGGAGGGGUAACAACUUUUUUUUUUUUUUACAGAACAUUUUAUAUAUAAACUAUUUAAAGGACAUUGGUCUGUAUGAAUGAAACUCAUUCUUCUAUCUAGAUCAUUCAUAUGCAUGGACGUUACACGUCAGCUCUACAGGCACAAGUGACCACGCCUCAGUCCGGGGGACGUGGCCGACACGAUGCACCCAUGGCUCUUCACGUCUAGUGGCCAUUCUGUGCACUGUCUAUAUACAUCCCUCAGACCUGAACCUAGCGUAGACCUGGUGUAACUCUUCUCUAAGCGAAAAACAGGUUGUGUUCAAUUAUUGCAUAAUAUCACAUUUGGAUUGGA
Bufo bufo (common toad) is the source of this 1473-nucleotide messenger RNA. It is a transcript of the gene ICMT, whose product is annotated as isoprenylcysteine carboxyl methyltransferase. The transcript has 5 exons. Gene Ontology annotation, molecular function: protein C-terminal S-isoprenylcysteine carboxyl O-methyltransferase activity. Gene Ontology annotation, cellular component: endoplasmic reticulum; membrane. The record is from RefSeq and is a predicted model, not a curated record. Lineage: Eukaryota; Metazoa; Chordata; Amphibia; Anura; Bufonidae. Gene Ontology annotation, biological process: C-terminal protein methylation. The coding region runs from base 16 to 888 and encodes 290 amino acids.